AUGGUCUCGACUGUGACUGAAAACAGGAUGCAAUCUUCGAGUGCUGUACCUGACGAAGACGAAAGCGCUGUCGACAAAGUGAAAAGACAAUUUCGCGAGCUCGAGAAACGUGCUAAUAAAUAUUUUGAUGACUUGGAUAAGGUGGAGGAAAUGUGCUGGAAGGCUAAGGAAGAUAUAAAACGAUUUCAGUUGAAAGCUGAAGCGGACAAGCAGAUGGUGAAAAGAGAUCGUGAUGUUCAAUUCAAGAUUUACUCUUCGCUUGAAGAGAUGAGUCAUAAGUUAAAGAGAAUGGAAAUCAAAGAGAAGCCAAACACGGAAGAGGAAAAGUUGCCUGUCAUGCCUGAAGAGGCAAGGAGAGCUUCACAAUCUACAAUAACUGGUCGAGUUUGUCACUAUGUCAAGAUUGGCUGUUUGUUGGUGGUAGAUGCACUGGCUGCGUAUGGAAUGUUUAAAUUGACGCAGCCAGUUUUCUUUGGAUAAAAAAAAAGCAAAACAAAAAAAAACAAAAAAAAACAAAAAAAAACAUAAAGCAAAAAAAAAAACAGAAAACAACAAAAAAAGGAAAAAAAACAUGGCGCGUUCUUCCAUCCAAGCCCUGGCGAAAGGUAUGACGUUAUAAUAAUGUUCACUUCUCAAGUUAUUCUUAUAAUUUCAAGACAUUGUCAAACAGAGAGGCAAUGAAAAGUUAAAAAUCAUCAACCCGCGACCAUCAAGUUUAGGCAUCAACCUUGAUUUUCCUCCCAAAAUAUAUCUGGCACCAUCAUCAGUAGUUGCUAGACUUGACUUUCAAAUCUUGGUGGUGAAAGCUCUCGACUCAGAAAAUCUCCUGUUUUUCUUUUAUGCUAGUAUUGCUUUGAAUGAGAGUAGGCGAGCCCCCGAUCGUAAGCACCGAAUCAAAACUGCAGGAGAGUGAAAGAGAAUAGAUGUGUUGUUUUGCACGUUAUUGCAGCCCUAUGAAAUUACUGCAGCAUUAUGGGAGACUAAGCAUGCGCAUGUCGAAUUACACCUCAGCUGAACGAAAUUCAAAAUGGCGUAGUAAAUCGAUUAGGCAACUACUACAAAAUGUUUCAUAAAAUAAGAUCUUUCAUCCAUGAGGCAGUUGAAGCUGUAAGUCUGUGAUUUUAAUGAUUGUAGAAUUGCUCUUGUGGUACGAAUUUGUGGACCCAUCCGUUGUCUUGCACAGCUAGACAAGAAAUUUUGAGCAAUUUUCGGAGCUUGUAAACAUCUCAUAUAUUCACGUUUAAAUUAAAACCUCACCAUAUUACUGGUAAUUUUUAGCUCGCUCCUGACGUUCCUCCUCAAGAAACCUUUGUUUUCCACUGGAAGGCCAUCACAAAUUAUUUUAUAGAAGCCACAGGUAAGCCACGAAAUCAAUGUUUAUGUUUACAUGGUAUACAAUCUAACGUGCAUAUUUUAAAGAUUAUUACUUUUGUUUGCUUCCAUGUAUGCGUUUGAUUAAUUAUCAAACGUUUCCUUUUUCAUGAUUGGCAGAUGAGAAGGUUCCAGUGCAAUCCACAAAUAUUCCAUAUCAUUUGGAACAAAUGUUAGAUAUUCUUAAGCAUGAGGAAGAUGACCCGUCCAGUGGAGGAACUACGGUAAAUUUUAGACCAGAAAUUUAAUGAAUUAAUCUUUAGGCUAAUUUUUUUUCAUUAAAACGGAUGCCUUAAAAAUUCCAUUCAAUCUUUCCAGUGAUUAUUGUCAUCCCUUUCCCAAUUACUGAAGCCAACAAAUUAUGGUUUCCCUGUAGGAAAACUGUGGAUACUCUGCAUUACCAUGGACUCAGAAUUAUGGGGAUAUGCUCAUCAUGACCCAAAUUUCAGUUCCUCUUUUCACCAAUUUCUGAUCUUUUAAGUUCUGGACUACUUUACACAUACAAAAAGAUAUGUUGUUAGUCAUAGUAUUGCUUUCUAUUUUAUUAGUACACAAAACAUUUCUAAACACCACAACGGACAGAGGCUUGUUUUGGGUCUAGGCAGUUUUUAAAUGUAUAUAUCCUGUAUAAUAUAUCCAAUUAUAUCAAAGGUAUUCAAUGGAUAUACCCUCCAGAAUUCAGAAAUAAAUUACCAACACAAUUGAAAUCAAGAGAUGAUCAAAACUUCCUAUAGUGAAGGCAAACUAAGACUCUCUUAGAGGCUAUAAAUAAACUUGUUGCUUGCUUGUUUGAUUGCUGAUAACACGUGCUAAAAUAAUUUAGAAGCAAUAUUUUUAAAAUUAUUUUGAAAUUAAAAUAUGGUGGUGUGGUACAAGUCUUAUGACUUGCAUUAUUCUGAACAAAUUGCUUAAUCUAGGAAAGGACUAAUAUGUAGACUGCCAGUACCAAGUUUAGGCCUCUCAGUCAUCAAUAUCUCAAUUCAUUUGAAUAAGAUUAAUAUUCACUUAAAAUGGACAGAGACAUACUCAAACCCAGCUUUGACAAUGGUGUUAGUGCAAGGGAAAUGCUUACACUUUGGUUCAUAUGGGCUCUGUUAGGUUCUUGAGGUUCUGGUGUAAAAGUUUUUUGCAGGGGAAUUGAGUACAGCUGUGUAGUGUAUAUGUAUUUUCUUGGACUCUGUCUCAUGCAAUUUUGUUCUUUUUUGCAUUGAUUUAUCUUGAGUUUGAGUCAGUGAUGGGCCAUAGGUUUUAAUGUAUUCUUUUCUGGCAAAUAGUUUUCUUCUUCAUUUCUUUGUGACAUUUUUACUUUUUUUCCUCUUUAAGGGUCCUUGUCUGGAAUAUCUUUUGCAGCAUAAAAUAUUGGACACUCUUCACACUCUUGGCAGAGCAGAUGUAGGUAUCUUAUGACAUUUCCUUGAGGUAAUCUGAGAGAGAGACCUCAGUGAUAACUCAUACAAUGUAUCUCUCACAAACAACUUAUGUCAAUCGUACCACUUGGACAUCUAAAAUCACUAAUCAUAUGGAAUUGUUUAAAUUUGAAUCUUAAAGCCAAUAAAAUUAUGACAAACUGGAAAAUCAGUUUUUAAAAGCAAAGCUGAAAACAUUCAACUGAGCGAUCACUUUUUAUAUGGAAAAAAGAAGUAUGGGGCUUUUCACUUGUAUAAAAAAAUCAUGAUGGUAUUUCUAGUAAGCCUUUUUUGGUAGGCUAUAGAAUCAACUCAAUGCAUGGAAUCAGUGUAGCUUUAUGUUUCAUUAUUUUACACUUCAUAGGAUUAACAGAGCUGAUUUAUGCAUUUUGUUGUCAGUUUGUUACAUAUUCUUUGGUAAUUUCUACCUUCAUAUCAAAUCUUCUGGGAUCCUUCAUGUUUUAGUGUCCUCCUGGGAUGAAACAAAAAGUAUUGCUGUUUUUUGCAAACCUGCUGGCCAAGAUGAAACAACCUCUUCUACCACAUAUAAAUGUUUAUCGUCCAGUUCAUGUAAGUUUGGUUUUCCCUUACAAGUUUUUGUCAAAAUUAGUGGGUAUUAAAUAUUUUUAUAUACAACCCUGUGGUAUCUGCUUAUGUAAGAGUAUGUUCAAGCAAACUUUGACUGUUGAUUUGUUAAUGAUGAUUAUUGUGUUGAGGAAUUACCAGUUAGUAUAAUACAUUAUUUUCCAAUUUCUCUUUAGCAUGAUGUUUUUUGAAAAAGAUAUGGAUCUUGUAUAUGCACUGUAAUAUAAUAUAUAGAUCUCGUCUUUAGAUUUUCAUUUUCAUUAUUUUCAAUUCUAUUUUUUCUUUUUGUAACUCAGAGACUAAUCAGACUCUGUGGUGAGGUGAAAGCUGCUCCUUCUGAAAAUGAAGAAAUCCAUUUCUUAUGUGUUGUAUGUGCAAAGUUACGACAAGAUCCAUACUUAGUGAACUUCUUUCUUGAGGUGAGCUGAAUACAAACUCACUCCCUAAUCCAUAUUUUUCAUUACUAAUGAAGGCAAGAGUACCAAAAUUGACUUUAACCCUUUAACCAAUAAGAGUGACUGGCUUCGCAUUUUUUCCUUAGAGUAUCACCCUUGAGUAAAAUAUAAAAGACAGAUGAAUUAUGGUAGAUUUUUAAAGUUGUCCAUGUUUUAAAAUUUGAUAAAUCUCUGAAUUAAAUUGCGCUCUCUUAUCUGAUAAAACUCUGGAGUUACAUUUAUGAGUCAGUAUCUUUACCUUUACAUGAUAAUUAACAAUUUUAGUGAGAUCUCAGUAAGUUCUUAAUGCUGGCAAAUUGCUUUAAAUAUUUUAAGUGUCUACAGCUUGGUUUUACAUGAAGUCAUAGAAAUUUUUCAUUUUUAUUAUACAUGUAUUCUUUGGCUGCUUGCUGAGCUGGCAUAAUAAAAAAAAAUCUUGUUUUGUGGUACUUUUCAAAUUAUUUGGUGUAAACUUGUUUCUUUUAAUAAACCCUCCUUUUACUAAGCUUGAUUGGUUGAGGUGGCCAGAUAGUGGCCAUGUACAAUUUUGCAAACCUAGCAAAUAUCUAAUAAUCUUGAGCUCAAGCUCGUUCAAUGACACAUAUUUCUAACUGUGUCAUUGUGUUGCAUUCUAAGGGUUUCUGGUACUUCUGAUACUCAAUGUUACACAUGACACCCCACUUUUAUCUACAUGUAUAAGCGAUAGGUGUAUUUUUUGAACUGUCUUUUCCUGUUCUCAGACAAACUCUACUCCUACACCUUUUUUGUCUUCCCAUGCUGGUGAGCCGGUAGGAAUGUCUUUCUCUUUAUUCUCAGACACCAAUCAUCCAUGGUAUAUCAGGUUUAUCCUUCACCUCCUGGCAUACAUGUACAAAUACUAACUGCUUGUUCUAUCAUUGUUCUAUCAUUGUUCUAUUAUCUUACAUGUGUGAAUAUCACUGGUAUAUAAAGUAAAUGAUACAUUUGCUUGUUAUAAACUAAUUUACCCAUCUAACAAACUAUUUGGGAUAAUCCCAUGCAUGAAACAUGUGCUGAAGAAUUAAAAUGGAAUUUUAGAAACUAAGAGUAACUUAGCAUCCCAUGUGAGGUGGCUAAAAUUUUCAAAUGACAUUAAAUACUUCUGUCACUAUACAGUUGUAUCAUUGUUUAUGGAUACAGUAACCCUCAGCUAAUACCUUGUUAAAGAUUAAACAUUAAAAUGCAUUAUAAUUUUUUGUGUGUAAAGUGAUUGUUUUACAUCACAUUUAACUCAGUGUUUGAGACACUUUCAAAAUAUUUGUGACCUUACGCAACAAUUGCAACGUACAUUGUUCUACAAGUCAUACUGUAGGUCUCAUGAAAUCUGCAGUUUUCAUUGUUAUAAGGAGUAAGGAUGUGAGAAAAAAAAGUAGGUUUCUCAGCGCAAACUUGAGUUAAAGUUGAACCAUAUAAAUACAAGCCCAUUAUUGAUUCUUUCCAGGCACUAGCUUCUUCUCCAGCAUCAACAGCAGACUUAGAUUCCAUGUCUGGUCCAGUGAAGGCCCAAGGACGUGAUAAACCAGAUUAUACACUGGUUAAUUCUCUACUUAACUUGUCAAAGAGUGAGGUAAACAUCAAACUUUUGAACUUCUUUUUUUUUUUUAAUUAUUUUGAAAUUACUUUGUAUUCUCCUCUCUGAUCCUCUUGUCAAUCAAAAAAACUUGAAUGAAUAACUACAUUGUUCUGGUGAAAAGACACAAAUUCCUUGUAUACAAAUUUGUAAUAAAGCUUUACGCCAACUCUUCUGUGCUCUGUUCAGCACUCAUCUUUUUUUCAUAAGCUGUUUGCAGCACAUUUUCAUAACAAAAUGUUACUACUGUUUGUUGCAUUGCAGGAUAGUAGAAUAGCAGUGAAAGCUUGUGAGGGAUUAAUGCUGUGUGCCUCCCUUCCUGAGGAUCAUGCAGCUACUGUAAUUAUCCUGUACACUCCAUUCUGUGAAGUUAUGGUUAGUUCAUAAUAUACUUUUUUGCAAUGUGUUAUGCUAUAUUACAUCUUUUGCUCUAACUUUGAGACUUUCACCAAAUGUUAACAUGAUAAUUAUUUUCUAACCAUUUCAGGCAGACAGACUAAAAGUAUUAUUUGAUGCCUUGCCAAAAAAUAUAGAGCCACUGGAUAUUUCUGCUGUUGCUGCCAAAUGGGGGUAGGUCUUUGACUUCAGUAGCUACACAAAAUCUAUGACUGUGACAGGGUUCCUAACUAGAACAGCUUGCAUCAUAAUUAUUAAUAACAUCUUUUAUUUUUGGUCAGGCUUGACCAUCAGAGUGAUGAUGAGGAUGUUUCAUCAUUCCCUGGCAAGAGACGGUUGAUCUCAUUUUUUUCUUGGUUGGAUUAUGUGGAUCAGCUUUCCAAAGAGGCACACAAGGUUUGUAAGCAAAAUUGAGCACUUACAGUGAUUUCUUUUAAAUCAUGAAAGCACAGUAUUAAGUGCAAACAAUGUCUCUUUCAAGGUAGGAAAAAUAAUAUUUAAUGCUGCUACAAAAUCUGUGCAUUGUUUUCUAAAUUUUGUUUUUCUCUGAUAGUGGUACUAAUUGGCAAGUAGGAUUAUCAAUUUUUCAAAAUUUCUUUUGCCACAGUGUGUAUUGAUCAAUAAGCUAAGAACAAGUAGCCCAGAUUUAUAAGAUGGUGUUGAAAAAUUGUUGUGUAGUUUUAAAACUGACAUUUUAGAUCCAUAGGCAUGAGAUCCUUGGAUGAUUCCUGAUUUUUACACUGGAGAUAAUCAAUGUUUGUUGUAAAAUAAUUUUAAAAAAUCCAUAAUUUACAUGGUGAUCCAUCAUUGGCUAGAAAAGAGUUGAUAACUCUCAUGAUUUGUACAGUAUGGUACUAAUGCAUCUGUAUUGUUACUGUUUUAUAGCUUGUGGCCAAAGCUUUAGCAGUAGGUGUGAGAGAACGUUUUCUACAGACAGUUAUUGAGCCAGGUCUCAUUCAACAGUGAGUGUUGUUUCGCUCAAUCCUUUUGUUCAAAAUUUAAGGAAAUUAUUUUGAUAAUUAUAGUUUCAAAAGUGUGUCAAUGUUAAGAAGCUACAUAAAUUAAUUUGUGUAGUGUUUGAAUACUUAUUUCAGUCACUACAACUGUAUUAGACUGAGGUGUUGGAAUUGAAUCAAGUGAAUGUAUUUCAAUGAGAAAUUUUUCUACUAUACUUUUACCAAGGUGGUAUUAAUAAAAUUAGAAAGUCAUGUUUAAUACCUGUGUAAAUAUGUUUAUAAUAAGCUAAAUCCAGCAUGUGUAUUAUAAUCAUAGGGUCUUACUUCAUACAUGUACAUCAGAUGUGCAUUGUAAAAACAUAUGGAGCAGGCUGUGCUAAAUCUUUGUAUUUUAUUUCAUUGUUAGAUCAGAGCUUGGUAUUAUCACUACGACAGCUGUGUUGAGGAGAUGUGUGAAAGCUCUCACUUCACCUCAACUCCUACGAGGUAUCUCCUCAUACUUGUACUUUGAGAACUGUGGAUGUUACCCUCCUAGCAUUGGAAAAACUGAUUGUUACAGACUGAGGAAGUUAAAGAAAAAGUGCUCCUCAAAAUUUAUUUUUUCUUCAAUCCAUUGUUUGUAAAACCUAUAAAAUGAUUUUACUGUGUUAUGAACUAAUAAGGAUAAUUCUGUCUACUAUAGACAUAAACUUUAGGUAAGUACAGCUGUAGGUAGCCUAAGAUAGGUGAUCACUAAGGAAGUUUUGCCACAUGAAUUUUAAUCAGUAUUUGUCUAUCUUUUUCAACAGAAAUGUGUAUAUUUCUACUUGGAGAGGAAACAACACCAGAAACUGCAUUUCAAGCUGGAGAUCAUAAAUUACGGCAGACACUUAUUGAAAGAUGUGAUCACUUAUCUGAUGAGGCAUGUGGAUAAGAUGUUAAAGUCAACUUUCAAAUUUUAAUGUUUUUUGUUUGCCUUAUGGGCUAGUUUAUUUUGGUAACCCAGGGUACUGAAGCUGCCAACUCCUUCCUUGUUUCAUUAUCUAUUUUCAGGUCAGUAUAGAAACACUAAAAUUGUUUGAGACAUUACUCGACAAACCCUGUGAUAUGAUUCUAGACAAUCUUGUACUCCGAAACCUGAAAACCAGAAAGUAUUAUGCUGCGCCUACAGUUACCAAUGGUGAUACAACAAUUCACACACCAGUGGUAGAGAGCCAAGCAGAAAUUUCACCAGCUACAACUCCUGUUAAAAAACCUCCACCAUCACCAACAUCACCUUCCACCCCUCCACUCACUCCAGAUGGGUUAGGACCAGGACAGAUUGGUAAUGAUAUUGACAGAGAAGAAGUGGAACAAGUUGUAAAUAGGUACAUUAAAAAAAAUCUAUAUGGCAAUAGUAUUUGUACAGAUUUUCACACCAUAUUUUUGUCUCUAUUAAUGGUUUCUGUAACAGUUUUAUUUCCCUAGUUCCUGAUGAAAUAAAAACAUCAGCACUAAUUGGUGAUGCAGGCUAUGACACAUACUUGAGAGAUGCCCACAGACAGGUAAAUAGUUGAAGUUACUUCAAUUGCAUUACGUUUCUUUUUAAUUACUUAUCUGGAGAAUCCCUGUUUUUUUUUUCUUAGUUUUCUUUUUCUUUUUCAUAGUGUAAUCAGCGUGCUUUACAGACAGGUGCAUUUGGUUGGCCCUCAACUCCAGUGCCCCCUCAUGGUAAAUUGCUCAAGUUAUCUCAACCUAUACUGAGUUUGUGUGUUCAUGAACAUGUAUAUGUGAUUAUCUUUUAUAAAUCAAAGUGCAAUGAACUUUUCUAUCAUGUACUAAUUGAGAUUUUAUUUAAAGUUUUGACUUUUUUUUUUCCAAGAUGUAGAAGACAGCAGAGAGAACUUUUACGAAGGGGCAUUCUUGAGUAUGCUCUUCAAGAAACUACAGAGAUUGUUAGAUCAGGUAUUUUAUUUGAUCAGGCUAAUCAUGAUUAAAUUAUUUAUAUUAAGUACAUCAAGGUGGUGAACAGAGCUUGAAGAUAGUGAUAGCCAGUGUGAAGCGGAUGUACUUGAGAUCAACAUUGGAUGUAAGGUGAAGUGGGUUCAUUGUGUAAUAGAGGAUUCAUAUCGUGAGGAGGUAUCAAGGAUAUCAGCCAUCUCAUCCCUCUACGCCAAGAAAAAUUGAUAAAUAUAAAUCUAUAUUAAUUAUUUGAACAUCAUGACAUGCCCCUAGAUGCAAAUGGUGACCCCCUACCUGACUACACAUCCUGUGUUAGGAAGAAUAAAGAAGGACACUUCUAGGUUAUAGCUUUUACAGUGAUUGUAAUGUGUAAGUUUGUGGCUACUUAAAAUCUGUGUUUAGAUUGUUAUUUGAAAGUAGGUGUUUUGACAGAUAUAAAAAUAACAGUUAGAUUCCUUUUUUUGACAGCCAUAUGAUGUGAACCUCCAGGUUACAAGUGUAAUAGCAUUGUUAUCACAGUUCAAUCAUCCUCAACUACAAGAAUUCCUACUGAAUGCUUCCCUGCCUCUGUCACCAAACUGCCACUCUCUUCAUUCAACUCUUCAAAAUGUGAGUACUAGAAGGUAUAAUGUAUAUUUGAAACUUUAUGAUCAGUCAAAUAAUAUUUGAACUUGAUUUGUGUGUCUUGAAAGUCAGCAAAAAAGUGAGUGAAGUCUUUUUACCCUCUUGGUUUUCUUUACUUGUAAUUUUUGGUUAAUCUUACCUCUAUCUAGUUUGCUUUCAUGAUUUACUAAACAUAACCUUUUCUAAAUGUUCAGUUAACUUGAAAGUUUCAUGUCUCAUAGCAGAAGUUAAGAGGAGAAAUUAAGCUGGUAUGAUUUUUUUUUUAAAUAUGAAAUAAUGUUUGUAUUACUCAAUCCAUUUAUUAUUUGUAGGUUGUUCAAGAUCUGAGAGGCAGAGUACAAAGACUACCCAACUUUCAGAGAAAUGUUGUUGCUAUUAGGAGACAACUGAUGGGCCUUGCCACAUCACCUGAGCAUAAGAGGUACGCAGCCUACAUGUAUGCAUUUUAACUCCUAAGAGUGACUGGAUCUAAUCUCUCCUUACAGUAUCACUGCUGAAUCAACAGUUAAGGUCAAGUCAUGAGAAUAAGGAAAAUUAUCAAAAACUAUAGAAGCUCUUGAUUUUCAACCAAAUUAUCCUUGUCAGUACAAUAGGAAAUUUAUAAGAAUAUAGAUAUUGAUGUGAAGGUGUAAAGGGUUAACUUGUACAGAGUAGCAGUAUGUUAUACUGGCGGCCAAAGUAACUUAUUCUUUUAUAAGCAGUAGAAAAGUUAUUUUCAUUUUAAUCUUUAAAGAGCCAAGUGUUAGCUGUGACCAUACUUGUAACAAAAUCAAAUACUACUUUUCAUGAUGCUCUAUGAUUAUAGUGUAGUCUCUAUUAAUCAUCUAUGUCAACAAAUUAAUUUACUGAACCAUUUGGGUUGAUAUUAUUUAAACAAACUACUGUUAUCAUUUUGUAGUCUCAGUGAAAGCAACCUCCUUGAAGCUGCAAUAGUACUAGAGGAAUUUUGCAAGGUGAGAACAUGUAGAAGAGCAUACAUUUAUGUAGCAUUGUUUGCAAUGUUUGGAAAGGCAUGGGGACAAGAAAAACAUAUAUAUGGCAUGUUUUCAAUGAUUUUGUUCUUCCUUUUGUCCGAUUUAUGUGCAACAGUACAAAGUUAGUGAGGAAUUUACCCUUAACCCUUCAAUUCCUAGAAGUAGUCAACAUGUAACUUCUCCCUGUAAUAUCCACACAUUAUUCAGCAAACAGGUAAUGAGAAUACUCAAACUUACCAGGUAGUAGUUAUCCCGGUCUAACACUGAAUUCUCACAACUAACUUAUGUAAGGAAAUGUGUACCAGCUAGAGGGGAGAAUUAACACUCAGAUCUUGGGAUUUAAAGGAUUAAAUACCCAAGAUCCAGUAAGCAAUUCUUCCUUCUAACUACCAUUCAUUGCUUUGUGAAUUAGACAAAUAAAUGUGGUUUAAUUUAACUAGAACAUUUCAUGUUGCCGCAUAUCUGUUCAGUAGUAGAUCACAGAUGACCUUAAAAUGUGGUGAAAACCCAAAAAAUUGGCACAAGGUACAACCAAGUGUCUCACUGAUGCAACCUUCCCUCCCUAGUUAUGAAUAAAAUGAAUACUGUCAUGUUAACCUUCAUAUUAAUAAAAUAGUUCUACCUUUUGAAACAGGAAUUGGCAGCAAUUGCAUUUGUUAAAGCAACAGAGAGGGUACAAGGCCGAUGACAGGAUGACUAGUUGAUUGCAUGAAAACAGUAACUUGUGUAUAUCAAUAAAUAUAGAUCUAGAUAAUAUAUUUGUGGCUUUAUUGUUUGGUUCCCUUUUAAUGGAAAGAUAUGGGACCAACCCCAUGGAUUUGGGGAUAUAUAAAGUUACAGGAUGUGUUCAGGGGGGGUUUACUUUGUACUGGCUUUUUUUGCAAACUUAGGUAACCAAGAGAGGAAUCACCUUGAGUUUAUUAGAGUCUACACAUAAUUUCAAAUGAGUUGUAUUCAUUUCAGUAAUAGUUACUGAAGUAUGUUUGAAGUGUGUGUAUACCCCAGGGCUGUUGGAUUUAGUCUCUGCUGUUUCUGUGGGUGUGAUCUUAACAGUAGUUGUAAAGGGAUUAUUUGUCUCAUUCAAAUUGAUCAUCAAACAUUUGUCAUGUCUUUUUUGUGGUUGUCUAUGCAACCUGCAGAGAGUGAUAAAUUAAGACACAUUGUAUAUGCACCAAAAUGAUUAAUUUUCAAGUCAUUUAGAAGGUUCAAAUUGGCUUGAAAAGAGAUAUUGAAUUCCAGAAAUGUUAUACAACAUCAAAUUUUGUACAUUGGUUUCAAAUAGUGAAAAUUAUUUCUGUACUUGGUUGAAACAUUCUUUUAUGGGGAUUAACCAGGUACCAGUAAUAUAUUUUUCAUAAUGUGGUGUAGGUGAUCCAUAAUUACAUACAAUGCAAUGAUUCCUUAACACUUGGAUGAGGCUAAAAAGAAAUAAAAUGGUAGCUAAUAGUAAUUGGGAGUUGUCUACUUUACAAGGAUUUUCUGGAAAUGGAAAAGGAUGAUGGUAAAUUUUAAGUUGUUGAGGAACUAAGUAGCAGUUUACAAAGAAUCCUCUCUUCAGUAUAAUUAGGAAGUCUAAAGGGAGAUAUAAAUUAUAAUAACACUACACUUGUCAUCAAACUUUAUCUUACAUUCUUAAUUUUAAGUUUGGUUUUAUUCUCUUAAAGGUGAAAAAGUUGAAAUAUUUAAUAAUAGUAUUAUUAAAAAGAUUAUCUUCCACACAUCUUGCAACUAUAUUAUGUACUUCAACUGUUGGAGAUAUUUGUAAUAAAAAUGUUUACCAGGAACAAGACAAACAUGUGUGAUGUCUUUUCUGUUUUGCAACACAUUUUUAGCAAAAAUGUAUACUAUUACGUUUUCACAUGCACAACUGUACAUAGAAAAAGUAUGCAAAACUCAAGAUUCCAAUCUCAAGGAAGUCUUUUAGUGUGUAAACUCAUAAACUUU
Messenger RNA from Pocillopora meandrina, 12198 nucleotides. NCBI's taxonomy places the organism in Eukaryota, Metazoa, Cnidaria, Anthozoa, Scleractinia, Pocilloporidae. The record is from the annotation of a GenBank genome assembly.